AAGCGUACAUAACAGGCGGACUAGGCACUAAUUCUGGUGCGACAUCCAACAACCUCCCAUAUCGUCUCAACAGCAUCAGCCUCUGCUCGAAUCCGGCCUCCGCUUCUCCGCAUCUGCCUGGUCCAGCAGACCGCAGGCUGUGCUGUCACGCCUACCUCGUUAAUUGCCGCUAGCUCGCGAGCCGGCUUCCCGUCAGCUGCCGUACUGCUCGUGUCGACUUGAAGAUCGACGCAGCCAGCGCGUAUUGUCCUGAUUCUUUCUCACCCUUCUUCAACCGUACAUCAGCAGCAGUAGCAGCAGCAGCAGCAUGGCCAUGGACGAUCCCUCGCUGCGCGCGCUGACGGAGGCGACGGCCGGUGCAGUGGGUGGGCUGCUGAGCACCACCAUCCUGUACCCGCUCGACACGUGUAAAACGCGAUUCCAAGCGGAGGCGGCUUCAGAGGGACGGAAACGAUACAGCAACAUUCUGGAUGUGCUGCGCGAGGCGGUGGCGAGCGGCGACGUGUCGAGCCUGUACGCGGGGCUGGCGACGAAGAACAUGCACUCCGUGCUCACGGGCUUCGUCUACUUCUACACCUACUCCUUCUUCAAGUCGCGCUACCUCGCGUCCGCGCAGCAGAAGAACCUGGGCCUGCUCGCCAAUCUCGCCGUCGCCGCGUCGGCCGGCGCGUGCACCGCUGUCGUGACUCAGCCGUGGGACACGCUAUCGGCGCGCAUGCAGACGAGUCGGCCGGGCGAGAGCAAGGGGUUCUUGGAGAUGCUGCGCGAGGGCGGGCUCACGCACGCCUUCGACGGGCUCGGCGUGUCGCUGCUGCUCGUCUCCAACCCAGCCAUCCAGUACACCAUGUUCGAGCAGAUCAAGACGCGCUGGCUGCGCCGCAACGCCACGCUGGCAUCAGCGGACGGCAGGGCGGCGUCAGCUGCGCCACAAGCGCUGUCAGCAGCAGCCGCGUUUGCCAUCGGCGCGCUCUCCAAGACCAUUGCCACCAUCGCCACGUACCCUGCCAUCAGGUGCAAGGUGAUGAUGCAGAGGGCGGAGACGGAGGAGGAGAAGCAGCGCAGGGCAGCAGGGGACCUUACCGCCGGCGCUCCUAAGUCCAUGGCUCUGGCGAUGCGUGUGAUAUGGCAGACAGAGGGGCUGCCGGGGUUCUUCAAGGGCAUCCAGGCGCAGAUCCUCAAGACAGUUCUCUCGUCCGCGCUCAUGCUCAUGAUUAAGGAGCAGGUCUCCUUCACCUCGCGCUCCCUCGUCCUCGCCAUCCACCGCGCCCUCUCCUCCCUCUCCUCCUCUGCUGCUGCACCGCCUAGACCUGCUGCUGCUGCCCUCCCAGCUCCUGUAAAGGCGGUGCCUGUGCAGGUGGUUGUGGCCCGGCCACCCCCUGCUGCUGCUGCAAUAAUCCCGCCUGCUUUGCAUCGUAGCCUCCCCAUGGCGUCCGCUCCUGCUCCUAUUGCAGCUGCUGCUGCAGCAGCAACGGCAGCAGCUGUCAGAAGCCCUGCCCCAGUGCAUUCUCUCGUGGCGGCAGCUAAGCCGGCUGCUCCUGCUGCUCACUUGACUACUGGCCACUCUUCCAGCAUUGUGUUUGCACCCUCAGUGCUGCCGCCCCCCACAUCCUCACUCCAUUUACAUUCGGCAGCAGGGCUGUCCAGAGCCAACAGGGGUGCUUUCGACAGGUCAUCGGCUGGAGCUGCAGUGGUUGAAUUAUAAUGUGGAUUUGAGGCUUCUCGCUUUCUCUUCGAGCGUUGGGUAGGGAUGAUGGGGAAUUGAGGUAUCUUUCAUUUUUCUUCCAAGUGGUUUAUAUUGUUAUUGUUUUUGCCUUGUUGUCAACCUCAUAGUUGCCAUUUCUUCGCGAGCG
Closterium sp. NIES-67 is the source of this 1850-nucleotide messenger RNA. NCBI's taxonomy places the organism in Eukaryota, Viridiplantae, Streptophyta, Zygnematophyceae, Desmidiales, Closteriaceae. The record is from the annotation of a GenBank genome assembly.